Ochotona curzoniae (black-lipped pika) is the source of this 2503-nucleotide messenger RNA. RefSeq names its product coiled-coil domain containing 9 (gene CCDC9). The transcript has 15 exons. The coding region runs from base 147 to 2123 and encodes 658 amino acids. The record is from RefSeq and is a predicted model, not a curated record. Lineage: Eukaryota; Metazoa; Chordata; Mammalia; Lagomorpha; Ochotonidae.
AAGUGACGCGCCAGGCCCGGGAGCUGCGGACGCGGAGGCAGACGGACCCGAGGGGCGGACGGCGCGGGGUCCGCGGGCAGGAACACCCCCUGCUGCCUCCAGACGUGUAGGGGAGCAUUGGUGGGAGUCCAGCCUUCGCUUGCAAGAUGGUGAGCCAGAAGGCAGCCACGCUGGAUUUGAAAUCCAAGGAGGAGAAGGAUGCCGAGUUGGACAAGAGGAUCGAGGCCCUGCGGCGGAAGAACCAGGCGCUCAUCCGGCGCUACCAGGAAAUUGAGGAGGACCGGAAGAAGGCCGAGCUGGAGGGUGUGGCGGUGACAGCUCCGCGGAAGGGCCGCUCUGGAGAGGAGAACCUGACUGUGGAGGAGAAGAACCAGGGUGCCUUCAGGAGGUCACCUGGGACCCCUCGGCCACCAGGGCCCAGCAAGGGGCGUCGGACGUCCCCUCAGCAGGGCAACCGAGCCGGCAUGGGCCGGACACCCCGCAACUGGGAAGGCAGCCCCAGCGAGCAGCCUCGGGGAGGGGGACCUGGAACCCGGGGCCGCCGGGGUCGGGGCCGCGGCUCCUCGCAUCUCUCGGGAGCUGGGGACAUCUCAGCCGCAGACCGCAAGUCCAAGGAGUGGGAGGAGCGGCGCAGGCAGAACAUCGAGAAGAUGAACCAGGAGAUGGAGAGGAUCGCCGAGUACGAGCGCAGCCAGCGGGAGGGUGUGCUAGAACCCAACCCCGUGCGCAACUUCCUGGACGACCCGCGGCGGCGCAGUGGGCCGCUGGAUGAGCCCGAGCGGGACCGGCGGGAGGGCAGCCGGCGGCACGGGCGCAACUGGGGCGGCUCUGACUUCGAGCGGGUUCGCAGCGGCCUGGAGCAGGAGCGGCAGGGCCGCCGGGCAGGCCUGGGCAGCACCGGUGACAUGACGCUGUCCAUGACGGGCCGGGAGCGGUCGGAGUACCUGCGCUGGAAGCAGGAACGCGACAAGAUUGACCAGGAGCGGCUGCAGAGGCACCGCAAGCCCACGGGGCAGUGGCGGCGCGAGUGGGAUGCAGAGAAGACAGACGGGAUGUUCAAGGAUGGCCCAGCCGCAGCCCCUGAGCCGUCAUCCCACCGCUACGAUGACCAGGCCUGGGCCCGGCCUCCUAAGCCCCCCACUUUUGGGGAGUUCCUGUCCCAACAUAAAGCUGAAGUCAGCAGCCGCAGGAGGCGGAGGAGCAGCCGCCCGCAGGCCAAGGCGCUCCCCCGCGCCUACAGUGACCACGAUGACCGGUGGGAGACGGAAGAGGAGACAGCGGCCCCUGCCCCCGAAGCCCCCCAGCCUGCUCCAGCUGAGCUGACGCCUGCGCAGCCCCCCGAGACCUCAGCCUCCACUCACCGGCCUCCUGAGGACGAGGGGGAGGAGGACGAGGGGGAGGAGGACGAAGAAUGGGAAGACAUGAGUGAGGAGGAGGAGGAUGUGGAGGAGGAGGAAGAGGAGGAGGAGGAAGAAGAACCACCAGCUCCGGACCACCAGUCCCAGGAGGCCGAUGGGAGCCCCACCAGGGAGCCAGCCGGCAGUGCGGGGAGCCCCGCCAGUGAAGCGGCCAGCGGUACCAGGAACUCCGCCAGUGAAGCGGCCAGCGGUGCAGGGAACCCCACCAAUGAGGCGGCCAGCGGUGCAGGGAACCCUGCCAGUGAGGCGGCCAGCGGUGCAGGGAACCCCACCAAUGAGGCGGUCAGCGAUGCCAGGAACCCCGCCAGUGAGGCGGCCAGCGGUGCAGGGAGCCCCACCAAUGAGGCGGUCAGCGAUGCCAGGAACCCCGCCAGUGAGGCAGCCAGCGGUGCCAUUGGGGCACCCCAGGCUCCCAAGGAUGAGCCGCUUCCCCAGGCCUCCACCCCGCCGGCCAGCCCCUUCUCGCCCCCCGGGGGCCACCAGCCCGUAUCCGACUGGGGUGAAGAGAUGGAGCUGAACUCGCCACGGACCGCCCACCCGACAGGCGCCCUUUGUCCGGCCCCAGGUGGCGACCAGCCUGUCCCUGCCUCCCCUGGACCCCGGAGUGCUGGAGAGGAGGGCUCAGAGGCAGCUGCAGAGGCGGGCCCCGAGGCCCAGGAGACGGCGGAGAUCACCGGCUUCCAGAGGGCUUCCCCGAACUCCUGAAGACACCGCAGGGGGUUGGGGAGGGGGUCCUGGAGCGUCCCCGCCUUGGUGGGAAGGGGGCGGCAGGAGGAGGUUCUGCACGGAGCCCACUCUGAACGCCACGGCUCCAAGGGGGCGAGGAAGAAUUAAGGGUGCUGGCGGAGCAUGGGCGAAGGGGCAUGGUUGGUGUGGGGGCGGAGCGGGACCCUUACUUGGCACACCCGGGAAGACGGGGCCGUGUGGAGCAGGUGCUGCCUGCCGGGCCAGCUGGAUGCUGGAGUGGGUGGGGGUGGAGCUUGGCCUGCUCGACCCCCCAGAGCAGGUGGCGCAGGUGCAGAGGGGCUCCCUGGGAGGGGGCGCGCCCCGCUCGGUUAGGGUUGAGCAGGCUGAGGAUCCCAGGC